Ailuropoda melanoleuca (giant panda) is the source of this 1047-nucleotide messenger RNA. RefSeq names its product olfactory receptor 5D13. NCBI's taxonomy places the organism in Eukaryota, Metazoa, Chordata, Mammalia, Carnivora, Ursidae. Bases 1 to 1047 code for a protein of 348 amino acids. Gene Ontology annotation, biological process: G protein-coupled receptor signaling pathway. Gene Ontology annotation, cellular component: membrane. The transcript has 2 exons. The record is from RefSeq and is a predicted model, not a curated record. Gene Ontology annotation, molecular function: olfactory receptor activity; G protein-coupled receptor activity.
AUGAUAAAUGUGGUGGAAGAUGAAGUCACAAGUAUCAAAGAACUCUUAAAAGAGCAAUUGGAGAAGAAAAAGUACAGGGGUGUGGUUUCUUGUUUUGUCCACAGGAACCAAGAAAACCAGAGUGCUGAAGCCACUUUCAUUCUCUUGGGCUUCUCAGAAUACCCACAACUCCAGAUGCCGCUUUUCCUGAUAUUCCUGACAAUCUACACAGUCACGGUGCUGGGAAAUCUGGGCAUGAUCGUGAUCACCAAGGUCAAUCCUAAACUCCACACCCCCAUGUACUACUUCCUCAGCCAUCUGUCCUUUGUUGAUUUCUGUUACUCUACAACAGUUACACCCAAACUAUUAGAAAACUUAGUUGUGGAAGACAGAACCGUCUCUUUCACAGCAUGCAUCAUGCAAUUCUUCUCUGCAUGCAUAUUCGUGGUGACAGAAACAUUCAUGUUGGCAGUGAUGGCCUAUGACAGAUUUGUGGCUAUUUGUAACCCUCUUCUCUACAUGGUUGUCAUGUCUCAGAAGCUUUGUUCCUUGUUGGUGGGUGCAUCGUACUCCUGGGGUAUAGUCUGUUCUCUGACUCUUACCUACUUUCUAUUGAAAUUAUCCUUCCGAGGAAAUAGUAUCAUAAAUAACUUUGUCUGUGAGCAUGCCGCCAUCAUCUCUGUGUCCCGCUCUGACCCCUACAUCAGCCAGAAGAUCAUUUUAGUCUCUGCCACAUUCAAUGAAGUAAGCAGCUUGAUGAUCAUUCUUACCUCCUAUGUUUUCAUUUUUAUCACUGUCAUGAAGAUGCCUUCAACGGGGGGACGUCACAAAGCCUUCUCCACGUGUACCUCCCACCUGACCGCUAUUACAAUCUUCCAUGGGACCAUCCUCUUCCUCUAUUGUGUUCCUGACACCAAAAGUUCAUGGCUCAUGGUCAAGGUGGCUUCUGUGUUUUACACCGUGGUCAUCCCCAUGCUGAACCCACUGAUCUACAGCUUCAGGAACAAAGACGUGAAGGAGACAGUCAAGAAGUUAAACAGCGUUGAAUUGUUCUGUGAUAAAAUGUAA